Triticum dicoccoides is the source of this 2236-nucleotide messenger RNA. Its product is annotated as exopolygalacturonase-like. The coding region runs from base 771 to 2018 and encodes 415 amino acids. Gene Ontology annotation, molecular function: polygalacturonase activity. The transcript has 5 exons. The record is from RefSeq and is a predicted model, not a curated record. Gene Ontology annotation, biological process: carbohydrate metabolic process. Lineage: Eukaryota; Viridiplantae; Streptophyta; Magnoliopsida; Poales; Poaceae.
UCUUGUGGUUUUUGUUGCCAGUCAUAGAAAACAAAAUAUAUGUGCAUGAUCCUCAACCACUGCUAUAUCAUAAUUAGUGACAAUAAAAUGGCCAACACAGUUAGCACACUCAAGAAAUUAUGCAACAACUUAUAAUCAAGUAAUCUACCAAUUGAUUCCCUGGUCAUGGAGCCUACCCCAACUUGUUUGGGACUAAAGGCUUUGUUGUUGUUGUUAUUGCUGACUAUGCAGUAAGUAGUAGCAUAUCACUACGUGAAAUUACGCUACACUGCUACAAGGGAUGUUGACUAACAUAUUAUGUUUCUACUUUCUGCACAAGUGAUGAUGAAACUUCUCUUGAAAAGCUAGCAUACAAGGCAAUUGAAUAUUGGGCUUCAGACUCACAUGCAGCUAGGAAUAUCAAAGUAGAAUUGACCUGACAUUGUUGCUAUGGCUGAGAUAGGAACUAGGAAGCAUGCAGUUUGGAUUGGAGCGGAAAAACGUAGUAAAGUGUGGUUGCAUCCGAAUAGUAUGUUUCCAACGUGUGGUUAUAAAGAGUAGUAUUACUCUGUUGAUUAAAUUACUUGCACAGUAUGUUUCCAAAAAUUUGUAUUAUUAUCUUACAGUUUGGUUGGUUGUCAGGGUGUAUAUGUUGAUCAUAAGAGGGGUAGAAGUUAAAUAUAAUCUCCACAAAUUCGGAUUAUGACUUUAGUUAUCUUUCACAACAGACAUCCUGGUUCCUGCGUUGCUGAGGUCACGGGUGAGGAGCUAGCUAGCUAGCUAAGUCGAUCAUGGAGGUGUGGCCGCCGCUGCUGGUUGUUAUCUUCACGCUCUAUGUUGUCUCUCCCUGCUGCGGCCUUGAGGCCGUGGCUAAGAACGUGACUGUGGCACAACUACUGCCGAUUUCGUCGUACCAUGGGGGUUUGGCUACCUACAAUGCCAAGAACUUCGGCGCUGAAGGCAACGGCACCAACGACGAUACCAAAGCGUUGAUGGCAGCAUGGAAGGCAGCGUGUGGUGCAUAUGGCACGGUGACGCUGUUGAUCCCGCCGGGGACGUACUACAUCGGGCCGACGAAGUUCCAUGGUCCCUGCAAAGCCUCCGCCAUCACCUUCUUGCUCCAGGGGACGCUCAAGGCGGCGACGGAUCUGAGGCGUUUUGGCAACGACUGGAUCGAGUUCGGGUGGGUGAAAGACCUCACUGUGGCCGGACAGAACAAUGCCAUCAUCAAUGGCCAGGGCGCCGCCUCCUGGCCCUUCAACAAGUGUCCCUUCCAAAAGGACUGCAAAGUCCUCCCCACUAGCGUGCUGUUCGUGAACAACCAGAACACGGUGGUGCGCGACAUCACGUCGGUAAACAGCAAGUUCUUCCACAUCGCACUGCUGCAGAGUAAGAAUAUGAAGUUGAUCAACAUCCAGAUCAACGCGCCGGAGAACAGCCCAAACACAGAUGGCAUCCACAUCGAGCGAAGCACGGGUGUGGUGAUUUCCGACACCCAUAUCAGCACAGGAGAUGACUGCAUCUCCAUCGGCCAGGGGAGCGACAACAUCGACAUCGCCCGCGUCCACUGCGGCCCGGGGCACGGCAUGAGCGUCGGCAGCCUUGGACGGUACGUGGACGAGGGCGACGUCACCCGCGUCCACGUCAGGAACAUGACCUUCGUGGGCACCAUGAACGGCGUCCGGAUCAAGACGUGGGAGAACUCCCCUACCAAGAGCCUCGCCGCGCACAUGCUGUUCGAGAACAUGACCAUGAAGGACGUGCAGAACCCCAUCAUCAUCGACCAGAAGUACUGCCCUUACUACGACUGCGAGCACAAGCACGUCUCCGGGGUCACCCUCAAGGACAUCACGUUCAAGAACAUCAAGGGGACGUCGUCGACGCCGGUGGCCGUGCGGCUCCGGUGCGGCGUGCCGUGCCAGGGCGUCGUGCUGCAGGACGUGGACCUGAAGUACAUGGGAGAGGGAGGGUCCUCGUCGAAGUGCGAGAACGCCAUGGCCACGUACGUUGGCUACCAGCACCCAGAGCCAUGCGCCUAGUCGGCCGAUUUGAUUCUGGUGGAUGCUGGUGCGACCUCAAUUUAGUUCUCCUUUACUUCUUUUCCUGUUGCUUCGAAUGUUUUGUGUGUGUGCGGCAUUAGGGAGCCGCCAAUUGCUGGCGUCUACGCCUCUACGGAGUACUUGCCUAGCUGCUCAAUCAGAGAACUCGAUCGUCUGACAAGUGGGCUCUGUGCUUAUGUUGACGAUCAGUGUUCUUA